CCAGUGCCUGGAAUUCCACCAUCAGCGCUUUAUUCCGCGGUUCAGUGCUGUCCUGGGUUAACCCGAAAGCAAUCUCCGAGGCUUCCCUUUCUGGCUUUCUGGGAGCCAGAGACUGACCGGACACUUGGCUCUGCAGGUGCAGACUGGGCCAGAGAGAGAGAGAGAGGGCCAAGCCAGUCCACAGUGGAGAGAGGGCUGUGCUGGGGGCUCCAGGAAGACUUCCUGGAGGAGGGGAUCUUGGAGCUAGGCCUUGUAGAUGAGUUUGUCAAAUGAGGAAGGGCAUCCGAAUCCGAGGGAACGGCAAGAGGCAAUGCUGGGGAGGGGCGAGAAUCUGGAGAGUCCCGGGAAAAGCAAGUAGGAAUCUUUCCAGAAGUUUGGGCAGGAUUUUCCCUGGGCCAGGUCGUGGGUUCUCCAGUACUCAUCCCUCCUGGUCACUGAGAUGCUCUGAGCUUCCGGUCUGGACCUGGACGGAAAGAGGUGUAGUCCCUCCUUUCUUGAACGGGAAAACUAAGCUCACAUAGGUCCUUGCCAAGCCUAGGGCUGCAGAGUGAGCAGAUGGAAAAUGCGGGACUCAAAACCUCACCUCGCUGUAAUUUGCACCGCCCGGUGCCAAGCUCUGUCCUUUCUUCCAUUCCUCGUUCCUAUUGUCAGCCUCGCUGCGCUAGGACCCUAAAAAUUCGGUCUCAUGUUGCCCAGGGAACAGCAUUUCGCUACACCCACCUCCAUGGAGCCCCCGCCCUCUCUCUCUUGCGCCAGCCAGUGGAAGCGAAGAUCUUCAGACUGUGGGCGGGAUGUAUCCUAAGGCACCCAAUGAUGGCCGAGAAUCAUUGAGCACUUUACUAGGGGUGCCGCGGAGUGGGCGGGGCGUCCUGCCCAGACUUGAAGCCACACAGGCGGGUCGGGCAGGCGGGGUCGCAAGUUGUAAAUCCAUGUGGCGGGGGCUUUGGACCCUGGCGGCCCAAGCGGCACGUGGGCCUCGCAGAACCUCCAAUUUGUGCAUCCCCCAGCCGCAGUACACCCCCCCCAACCUGAGGCAUCUCGCGAUCAUUGAGCCCUUGGUCUACUUGACACUGAGGCUGAGGCUCCCAGAUGCGCUGAUUCGCCUCCCCUCCGGUUCCAGACUGUGUACGCGCAGGAGCAGCGGCGCACUAGCCCCCGGCUCUGGAGCCACCAUCUUCGCGCUAAGCUCCGGCCAAGGCCGCUGCGGCGUCGCUGUGAUCCGGACCAGCGGCCCCGCCAGCAGCCAAGCCCUCCGGAUUCUCACGGCACCCCGGGACCUGCCCCCGGCUCGCCACGCCAGCCUGCGCUUGCUCAGCGACCCCCGCUCUGGGGAGCCUCUGGACCGCGCACUGGUGCUCUGGUUCCCAGGUCCUAAGAGUUUCACCGGUGAGGACUGCGUGGAGUUCCACGUGCAUGGAGGCCCGGCAGUGGUGAGCGGUGUCCUGCAGGCCUUGGGCAGUGUGCCAGGGCUUCGACCUGCGGAGGCUGGCGAGUUCACAAGGCGGGCGUUCGCCCAUGGGAAGCUGAACCUGACCGAAGUGGAGGGCCUGGCAGAUCUGAUCCACGCAGAAACCGAGGCGCAGCGGCGGCAGGCCCUGAGGCAGCUGGACGGGGAGUUGGGCCACCUCUGCCGUGGUUGGGCCGAGACCCUCACCAAAGCUCUGGCCCACGUGGAGGCCUAUAUCGAUUUCGGCGAGGAUGACAACCUGGAAGAAGGUGUCCUGGAGCAAGGUGGGUACCUGGGGGUGGGGAAGGAAGACGCCUCGUGUUUCACACCCAAAGGCUCCCCUCACCGUCUUCCUUCUGCCUGCCUUCCCUCACCCACAGCGGACAUCGAAGUACGGGCACUGCAGGUGGCCCUGGGUGCACAUCUACGAGAUGCCAGGCGCGGGCAGAGGCUGCGCUCAGGGGCGCACGUAGUGGUCACUGGACCCCCCAAUGCCGGGAAGAGCAGCCUAGUGAACCUGCUCAGUCGGAAACCUGUGUCCAUCGUAUCCCCGGAGCCAGGGACCACCCGUGACGUGCUGGAGACCCCAGUCGACCUGGCUGGAUUUCCUGUGCUGCUGAGCGACACUGCUGGGUUGCGGGAGGGCGUGGGUCCGGUGGAGCAGGAGGGUGUGCGGCGUGCCCGGGAGAGCUGCAACUUCCUGGCCACUGUCGUAGCCUCUGUGGGAGCCCAGAGCCACAGUGACAGCAGCCAGCGCCUCCUCCUAGUGCUGAACAAGUCGGACCUGCUGUCUACGGAGGGCCCAGGUCCCGGUCCUGACAUGCCCCCGCACCUGCUGCUGUCCUGUGUGACGGGAGAGGGGCUGGACGGCCUCCUGGAGGCGCUGAGGGAGGAGCUAGCUGCAGUGUGUGGGGACCCGUCCACAGGUCCCCCGCUCUUGACCCGUGCAAGGCACCAGCACCACCUCCAGGGCUGCCUGGAUGCCCUCGGCCACUACAAGCAGUCGAAAGACCUGGCCCUGGCGGCGGAGGCACUGCGGGUGGCCCGGGGGCACCUGACCCGGCUCACAGGUGGAGGGGGGACCGAGGAGAUCCUGGACAUCAUCUUCCGGGACUUCUGCGUGGGCAAAUGAGGGGAUCCAGGGAAGUCACACCCAGGCUGCGUGGAGACCCAGGAGCCUCAGGGAUCUGGAAACAGCUUAGCUAAAUGGGAUCCUCAUUCGCCUGGGAAAGAACUUGAUUGUCAAACAGUGAAACAACACAGCCCAGGGGUAGUGAGCUCCCUGCGGGGGACUCCCUGGAGCUUGAGGCCCUGGCAUGGGGAUGAAUGGAGGUCCUGUGGGACGCUAGAUGCUGGGGGAUCCGGGCUGGGAUGAAGAUGGGAGAAUCUCAGACUUUUUGUUUCAUUGUUUUUAAUUUAUUUUGCAAACACCAAAGGAAUGUAAAAAAACUCAGGUGACCUAGACGUGGUUUUUUUUUUUUUUUUUUUUUUGAGAUGGAGUCUCAAUCUGUCACCCAGGCUGGAGCACAGUGGUGUGAUCUCAGUCCACUGCAAUCUCCACCUCCUGGCUUAAGUGAUUCUGCUGCCUCAGCCUCCUGAGUAGCUGGGAUUACAGGCAUAUACCACCAUGCCUGGCGAAUUUUUGUUAUUAUUAUUAUUUUUUGAGACGGAGUCUUACUUUGCUGCCCAGGCUGGAGUGCAGUGGUGGGAUCUCAGCUCACUGCAACCUCAGCUUCCCGGGUUCAGGAGAUUUUCCUGCCUCAGCCUCCGGAGUAGCUGGGACUACAGGGGCCUGCCAUCAUGCCUAAGUUUUGUAUUUUUAGUAGAGAUGGGGUUUCACCAUGUUGGCCAGGCUGGUCUUGAAUUCCUGAUCUCAGGUGAUCUGCCCGCCUCAGCCUCCCAACGUGCUGGGAUCACAGGCGCGAGCCACCGUGCCUAGCCCCAGAAGUUCCAACGUGGAAAAUUUCCUUAGCCCUUCUCCAGUUGCCAUGGCUUAAUGUGUGUCUUUCCAGAACUUUCUCAGAAUGUUUGGCUACUUGGGGAUGUACCUGACAAAUAUGUCUGUUUUGUGUUUUACAUAUAAAUGGUAUUGUCUUC
Messenger RNA from Cebus imitator (Panamanian white-faced capuchin), 3544 nucleotides. RefSeq names its product GTP binding protein 3, mitochondrial (gene GTPBP3). Gene Ontology annotation, biological process: tRNA wobble uridine modification; tRNA methylation. Gene Ontology annotation, cellular component: mitochondrion; cytoplasm. The transcript has 8 exons. The record is from RefSeq and is a predicted model, not a curated record. The coding region runs from base 792 to 2579 and encodes 595 amino acids. Gene Ontology annotation, molecular function: protein binding; GTP binding; GTPase activity. Lineage: Eukaryota; Metazoa; Chordata; Mammalia; Primates; Cebidae.